Penicillium macrosclerotiorum is the source of this 1977-nucleotide messenger RNA. RefSeq names its product leucine-rich repeat domain-containing protein. Gene Ontology annotation, molecular function: protein binding. The transcript is spliced from 3 exons. Lineage: Eukaryota; Fungi; Ascomycota; Eurotiomycetes; Eurotiales; Aspergillaceae. Bases 1 to 1977 code for a protein of 658 amino acids. The record is from RefSeq and is a predicted model, not a curated record.
AUGAAGGUCAGCGCGAUCUCCUCUCUCCUCUUCCUCACUGCCGCUCCCUUUGUGGCGGCGGCCGACACCACCUCGGUUUCGACGACAACCAUCACCAAGACCCUGAUUCGCGUCAGCUCAGUCACCGCGACUCCGAGCUCCAGUGCCGCGAGUGUCUCGGCGACUUCCACCCCUCUGGUUAGCUCGACCCAAGCCGCCGCAUCCGCCACCAAGACUGGCGGUGCCGUCAACGUGGGCGCUGGCAUGCCGGCGGUUUUGGUCGCAGGCUCCUUUGCGCUAAUCAUGGGGGUCGCUCUCUCGCGCGCGUUUGUUGAUACCCGGGUGGUCUCCGCGGGCUCCACCACGCGUCGCACCUUCUAUCCCAACGCCGCGCCCUCCAAUUAUCCUUCGGAUGAGCCGAAAAAACUAUACUGGAAGGAUUCGUCUGCCCUCGCGACAUCGUUAAUCGCAAUGGACAACGAAAUUCCCCUUCCUCCACCGCGGCGCAUCCGGCACCGUUCGCCAGCGCGUGCGGCGGGCCCCUCACCCGCCGGAUCUGUGGCAUCAUCAUUCCGCAGAGCGCGCCGACUAUCGCGAUUUGACGACCGCUCGAGUCAGCCAUCAAGCGAUCCGGCACUCUUCUCCAGUGACGAUAUCCCGGCGUCCGGGCUGGAGAAUUACCAUGCGUCUAUGUCGGCGGGCGCGGGGCGCAAGCGCCGAUAUCGUGGGACGUGGUGGGGGGAACAGGUCGCGGACCCGAAGAGGAAGAGGGCUGAUUUCAAGGAAAAACGCAAUGUCGACAGUGGUGUUUGGAUGGGUAGCGACGAGUCUGUGGCCGAGUCUUUGCUGCCAUCAGAAGAUGCGUCAACCUGGGGGGAGGACCUCCUGAAGACAGUGCUGGACCCUCGCGCACCAGGCAAAAGUCCCAUCCCGCCGAUGCUACCGUCUACGCUGUCAAAAGUGCAGCCACGCCCUAUGGUAGUACAGGGACCGGUGGAAUCAGAGGAACAUCAAUAUGCAAGAGCGGUCAUUAACGAUUGCCUCGAAAAGGGCGAGGAUAGCGUCGACCUUGGAAACAUCAAUAUGAGAUAUCUUCCUAGAGAUCUACUUCGACCUCUUCAACAUCUGACCAAGCUGCCUUCUAUACAGGAGCCUCCGAUAUCAGAGAAUGUUUACUCCUCGCUGCAGCCAUUCCUCCGGCUCUAUCUCUCAAAUAACUCCUUGACGACGCUACAUGCCAGCGAACUCUUUGAGCUGAAGGACCUCAAAGUGCUGAGUGUGCGCAACAACAAACUGACCCGAAUCCCCGAGGCAAUCCGGAACCUGACUGCCCUGCAAGUUCUCAACGUCUCAGUCAACCGAUUAGAUGAGCUCCCCUGGGAAUUAAUUGAGCUCAUCCAAAAAGGCGAGCUGAAACACUUCACCGCCUGUCCCAACCCCUUCGCCUCCAUUGAUGAGUCUGAAAUCGCCGAGUGGCAUUGUCGGCCAGGUGCCGCGGAAGAUGAGUACUCUACCCAGAGCUCUCCUCGGUUCCGCGAAUACGACGGCACCCCUCCCGAUGAGGCGUGGGCCGCUAUCCACGUCGCCUCUGGCCCAGUGACGCGCCUAGACAUGGAAGGCCGGCGGAUAGAACAUAAUUCGCCUUCCAGCGCACAUGCCUCCCGAGCCCCCUCACUACGCGAAGUCGCACUACGGGGAAUCUGCAGACUCCCCGGCCUUGAAUACCUCACCGAUGAGGAAUUGCUUGAGUUUCCCGCCAUGGUGAUCCCACUGCUCUCGAUGGCGCGAGAAGUACGCCUAGAUGGCGCGCGGUACUGCUCGGUCUGUCACCACGAGUUCAUCGUCCCUCGCGCGGAGUGGACGGAAUGGUGGGACUGUACGCCUCACGAGAACGGCAUGAAAAUGCCACGUCCCUCAGGGGAUAAGCUCCGGCCUCUGCCCUUCAAGCGGGUUGGCUGUAGCUGGGCUUGUGUGCCGGCUGGGCCGUGUGUAGAGUAG